This is a messenger RNA of Ctenopharyngodon idella (grass carp), 6197 nucleotides long. It is a transcript of the gene smg6, whose product is annotated as SMG6 nonsense mediated mRNA decay factor. Lineage: Eukaryota; Metazoa; Chordata; Actinopteri; Cypriniformes; Xenocyprididae. The record is from RefSeq and is a predicted model, not a curated record. The transcript has 19 exons. The coding region runs from base 18 to 4772 and encodes 1584 amino acids. Gene Ontology annotation, cellular component: telomerase holoenzyme complex. Gene Ontology annotation, biological process: nuclear-transcribed mRNA catabolic process, nonsense-mediated decay. Gene Ontology annotation, molecular function: telomeric repeat DNA binding; telomerase RNA binding; protein binding.
AAACGCGUUUUGGUUUCAUGGCUUUUUGGCCUUACCGAGUUGCCGUGUGUUUGUGUUUGGUUCUGACGAAAAUGGCGGACGAGCUGGAUAGAGUACGCAUUUCAGCCGCGGAGCUACGAGCAGAAGCAUCGAAUUUCACAACACACGGCGACAGUAUAAAAGAAUUGCGAGAGGAGGGUAAAAAGCAACGGCAACGAGACAGUAAACGUCCAGACCUGCAGUUGUACAAACCUGGUUCUGGCCAUCCACGCAGACAUAAGGACAGCGCAGAAGGAGUCGGCUCAGACCCUGUGCACCCACCGGAAGACUGCGGUAUUGUUAGUGAUGCCAAAAUGCCUGACAGCUCACCUACCAGUCCCGGAUGCUCUCACGUCACUGGUAUAGACAGUGAAGACUUUCCAAAUGACAGUCAGCCUGAAAAGAAUCACAACACUAAAGGACCCGUAGGCGGCAAGAACCACCAACUUGUGGAUGUAAAUGCUGUUAAAAGCAUUGAAGGUGCUGGUACGCCAAGGUCCCCGAAGCAGUCACGAAAGAUGAGAAAGCCAGACCGUGAGAUAUAUCAGCCAGGGGGGCGAAGGACUCAAGGAAACAAAGAGACCGGGGCGAGCAAAGAAUUAGAUGGGGAUCGAAGAAGAGAGGAAGAAGUGUGUGGGAAAUCUGUUGAAUUACUUAAGAGUGAGAAAGAGGAAAAGCGUAGAAACAGGCGAGGGAAAGAUGGCAGGAAAAAGCAAGAGUCCAAAGGAAGUGCAGACUCGCCCUCUGCAAACAAAAAUGAGAAUAAUGUCGAGAAUAUCACUGGUAACAUCAGUAAACUCCAACUAGAGUCUGAGGAAGGUAGAGAUGGAGGUGGGCAGGAUGGUACAAACCGGAGAAAACCUAGUGGGGAAGGUCGAAGAAGCCAAGCAGGUGAAGGGAGUGGAGGGAUCGGAGAAGACAAAAAAAAGGAGAGGGGUAACGGGAAAUCCAAAGCAGGAAGGGAGAAAGGUAACAACCAGGUCUUCUCUAAAAAAGAGGAAGUGGAGGGAGGAGUGAAAGUUUCAGAGGCAGCCCAACCUGAAGGAAAAAGGCAGAGGAAUGUUGGCGCAAAGGAGGUAAGCCAUAACCAGAACAUAAACUACGAAAAACAAACAGGGAACAGGCCGAAAGAGAGAGGGAAACCAUCUGAGAGAACCGAUUCAAACCGAGUCAACUCUGCCUCAAAGCGAUACUCUCAGUCAGACAUCCGACGACCUCGAAACCGCACAUACAGCACGAGUUCAGCCAGUAGCGGGACCAGUAUGGAUGGUCUGGCUGAAGCUGAGAGACUUAGAGGAGAGGGUCAACAGUUGUCGGCACGCACUGCAGAGAGGAAGAUUGGUCAGAGGGAGUUUGUCCGAGGGAGCCAGGCCCGUCCGAGGAGACGGACAGCCCGGACCUUGUCCUCCACAGAUUCUCUGGAGGAAAAUGAGGCGUGGGAGCGAGAAGAUAGAAGAGGCCGUGUUGCUGAUGAAGCCAAGAGCACCCACAGGGGUCCCGAAGUGGGCGGAAGAGGCCAAAGAGCGCCUGCGCCUUGUGGUCGAGGAGGAAUUUUGAGAGUUUCUUUGGACAAGCAUUCAAGUGAAGAGCAAGCGAGUCGAAAAAACCCUAGAGGUCGUGGGAGGGGCAUCCUAGUGCUUCCUGCCCACACGGAUCUAACUUUAACCCCUGAGCCUGGGCCUCAGCUUGGAGGAAUGAGAGGAGGAAUGGGUCUGGGCCGAGGAAGAGGCGGCCGUGGAGGAGGGACAAGACGACUUUGGGACCCGAAUAACCCAGAUAAGAAACCAGCGCUGGUGUCAAGCCAACAAUCCCAGCAUGCAUCUCUCCAGCAGGCUUUGUACUUGCAGCAGGGUGGAUGCGGGCCGCUGCACUUCCUGGAUACUGAUGACGAGACUGCAGGAAGUCCUCCUGUCCGCCAGGGGGAGUAUUCUCCAAACCAGCAAGCUGCUGCGAUGGCUUACUACAAAUUCCAGAAUUCUGACAACCCCUACUGCUAUCCGUUACCGGCCAAUUCACCGAACACCCCGCCACGCUAUCCUUUCCCGUAUCACAUUCCCUACCAAAUUCCUGGCUCUAAUGGGAUCUAUCCCACCUCUGCUAUGCCACCUUAUUAUGGACCCUAUGGGCAAGGUGGUCCAGGUUAUCCCUCUCCAACGGGAUCUAGUCUCACUCCAGAAGAGGCAGAGGUGCAGACCAGAGGAGAGCUAGGAAAAUUGCUUCGGCUGGCUGACAGUCAGGAACUCCAACUCAGUAAUCUGCUGUCCCGGGAACGACUGAGCCCAGAGGGACUGGAGCGAAUGGCCCAGCUCAGGGCUGAACUCCUGACGUUGUACGAGCGGGUGAUUUUGACAGACAUCGAGUUCUCCGACUCUCAAAACCUAGAUCAGGCCCUGUGGAAAAAUGUGUUUUACCAGGUGAUAGAGAGGUUUAGGCAGCUACUGAAAGAUCAGACCUCAGACACAGCCCCACAGAUCAAAACCAUGCUGAUGAACAUUCUGGAAGAGGGGGCAGUAUUCUUUGAUUCACUUCUACUGAAGUUGCAGACAGUGUUUCAGUUCAAGCUGGAAGACUAUAUGGACUGCAUGGCUAUACGAGCAAGACCUCUACGCAAGACGGUCAAGUAUGCUCUGAUCAGUGCCCAGCGCUGCAUGAUCUGUCAGGGCGAUAUCGCACGAUAUCGUGAACAGGCUAGUGACUCUGCUAACUACGGGAAGGCCCGCAGUUGGUAUCUAAAAGCUCAGCAGAUUGCUCCGAAAAAUGGACGACCCUACAACCAGCUGGCUCUUCUAGCAGUGUACACGAAGCGAAAGCUGGAUGCUGUAUACUAUUACAUGCGUAGUCUAGCCGCCAGUAACCCGAUCCUCACAGCCAAGGAGAGCCUGAUGAGUCUGUUUGAGGAAGCCAAGCGCAAGGCUGACCAGAUUGAACAUAGACGAAAGCAGGAUUCAGAUGGAGGUACCCAUGGUUCCAGAGGUCAUGCAGGUGGGCGUCGUGGCGAGGACGCCUCCCGUGUGGAGAUCUGGAUACGUCCGAGUGGGAAUCCGGGCACUUCUCGUCCAACAGGCAGUGAAUCCGGAAAAGACUCUGAGCAGGAUGGAGAGCUGGGAACUUUGAGUGCCAGUGAUCUCAAUAAGAGGUUUAUUUUGAGUUUCCUACACACUCAUGGAAAGCUUUUCACUAAAGUAGGGAUGGAGAGUUUUCCUGCUGUAGCCAGUCGAGUGUUACAGGAGUUCCGGGCACUCCUCCAGCACAGCCCCUCCCCCCUCGGCAGCACACGCAUGCUGCAGAUCAUCACAAUUAACAUGUUCACCAUCCAUAACGCACAGAUUAGAGCUGAACGGCAGGGUGAAACUCGGUCGGUAUUGGAGGAGCAGACCAUAUCCCUUGGUUUAGCCAUGUUUGGUCUCCUUGUCCAACGUUGCACUGAACUCCUGAAGGAGACGCCUGCUGAGCCUAUCCCAGCAGAAGAACUGGGGGAGUUUGAUGAGAUGGAUGAUGAGGAGGGGAUGGUACGGGUGUCUGCCUUCCCUCCCGACCUCAGAGAGCUGCUGCCCAGCAUGAAGGUCUGGUCCGACUGGAUGCUCGGACACCCAGACAAGUGGAACCCUCCUCCCUGCAGUAUGCAGGGGAGUCCAGAUGUGUGGCAGUGUCUUGCAGAUCUGUGCAACUCUUUCUCACGCGUGUAUCACGGUGAGGUUCUGCUGUAUAAAGCUGAUGCAGAUGGAGAAGGAGACGAGGAGCUCAGAGUCCUGCAGCUGGAGGAGGACAAAAUGCUCUCUGGCUUUGUCCCGCUACUCGCUGCCCCACAGGAAGCAUGCUACAUAGACCAAGCAACAGAUGCGGCUAUAGCAGCUGACUGUAAGAGAGUGACGGUUCUGAAGUACUUCCUGGAAGCUCUGUGCGGGCAAGAAGAGCCGCUUCUGGCUUUUAAGGGAGGAAAGUACAUUUCCAUGGCAACACCUCUUUCACCCAGCGCAAGCGCAGAGAACAAGAUGAAAACACAAGAACAGGAGGAUGAUGUCAUUGUAGAGGAAUCCUCUCUCUCUGCAUCGGAAGGGGAGAUCGAUGGAGAGAUGGUAGGAGACGGAAGUGAGGAUGAUAUCAGAGAGCUAAGGGCACGGCGCCACGCUCUUACACACAAGCUGGCACAGCAGCAGAAACGCAGGGACAAGAUACAGGCUGUCCUGCAGACGGGUGGGCAGCUGGAGAUUGAGAUCAGGCCAUUCUAUCUGGUCCCUGACACAAACGGCUUUAUAGAUCAUCUGGAGGGCCUGAGGAAGCUUCUGGCCUGUGGGACAUACAUUCUGGUUGUGCCUCUCAUCGUGAUCACAGAGUUGGAUGGUCUGGCUAAAGGGCAGGACAGUCGUGAGGGGAUCAGUAAUGGUGCCCAUGCCCGACAGGUGCAGGAGAGAGCCAAAGCAGCGGUCAUGUUUCUGGAGAAAGCCUUCGAGUCUAGAGAUCCCUGCAUCAGAGCGCUCACCAGCAGAGGAAACACACUGGAGUCCAUCGCCUUCCGCAGUGAGGACACUUCUGGACAAAAGGGCAACAACGACGAUGUCAUCCUGUCCUGCUGUCUACACUACUGUCAGGACAAAGCCAAGGACUUUAUGCCUGCUGAGAAAAAUGGGCCGGUGCGUUUGCGCAGGGAGGUGGUCUUGCUCACGGACGACCGCAACCUGCGAGUCAAAGCUCUCACACGCAACGUUCCGGUCCGAGACAUCCCCGCGUUCCUGAUCUGGGCUAAAGUAGGCUGAACCGCAGACCUGACCUACUGCUGUACAAACCAAUCAUCCUCCACUACAACAGUUGGAGAUGAGGAAAUGAUGUCACAGAGAGAGGAUGAAUAUAAAGGGGAAAGAUACUACACGUUUUUGUCAAACCGACAAAAAAGAGCAGUGACACAGAAAGCCACUUUAACAAGAAAGAAAUGAGGAUUUUCCCCUUAAAACGCAGCGUGCAUAGACAACCGCUUACUUCGGAGGGGGAGAUAGACACGAUUGAAGGGGGUUGAAACCAGCUUAGCUGAUUCAGGGGGGUUGAUUAAUGCGCAGAAAUGCCGUAUGAAGAGGAAGCAGGCGGGGUGUACGUGUGUGAGCGAGAGAAACCAGCGUCAGCUGUUCUGCUGUUUAGAGUGUCAGCUUGUAGUGUUUGUGUGGAGUCACACGCAGGCGGAUAAGCUCAUUCCAGCGCUUCCGCCGCUAUCAAAGGGCCUGUGAUGAGGUGAGCACUCCAGUAGGGGGCGGCGUGAGGAGGUCUCACGUUCCUGUGGCCCGAGAGGCCCUGAUUGCAUUUUCAUUGCCUUGGUGCAUGAUUGUUUUAAAGCUCUUAUUAUUUUUACUUGCGCAUUUAAGUUUGCAUUGCAUUUUGACUUCAGUUUUGACAGUGUCAGGUUCUUGUUUUCAUUUAGGUCACAUGGUUUUGUUGUAAUACACUUGUAACUGUCUGAUCUUCUGUAGUAGGUGUAUGGAAGCAUCUUUGUGCAUCAAGUGUGUGAAUUCAAGUCAGAAAUUGUAUUCCUGUGUCAAGUAAAUACUGAUGUAAUGAAUCUGUCAUCACAGUAGUUUUAAUACAGACUAACCCACUCUACUUUUUUGAGGAAAAUUAGGCUUUCACCACAUUGCCAUUGCUGAAAAUUAAACACAAGGUUUAUCUGUCUCUGAAUGAAUGGAAAUUAAAAUCUGCAAUUUUAAGGUAGAGCAAAAUAGAAAUUUAGUUUGCUUUUUUAUAAAGAAAUUGAAAAUACAUGGACAACUUGGAUGAGCUGUAAAGUGGGUUAUUUAGAUAUUGCAGUCACAACCAUCAAGAAAAACACCAAGUAUCUUGUUCACUCUUCAGAGUCUUAGAAAUGUUUUAUUUUUUUCCUUUUGAAAAUGUUCUGUGCAAAUUAUUUUCAAGCCUGUAUUAAGUCGAAUGGUUUGUCUGUGCUUGUGUUUUAGUGUGGUUAUUUUUUUUCAUUUCCAAAGCUCAAGUAUUAUAGUUCUAAUGGGACCUGGUAUGUCAUCUUGUUAGAGCCUGUUUGUUUUAACGGUCAAAUAUCAUCCUCACCUUUCUGUUCUGUGGUAACAAAAAGCCGUGUUUGGCUUUAAGCAGCAUCUGAAUUAUUCACCUCUGAUUACAAGUCUUCCUAAUUUGGUUUUAAUGUGGAUUUAAUUAAAAUUAAAAAAUAAUUUCUGAGUUAA